ACGCAACGUGUCUAACCAGAGGAGUCAAUAUUUUCUGAUGUCGCAGGCUAUGUAGGUAGCAAACUACUGUCGCUGGCCUCACUGAAUUACUCUUAAUAAUGGUCGUGAAGGAUGCACGUAUUCGCCAAUGUUAGCUGCUGAUGUCCUUUGUCCUUUUUGCUGGCCCACAGUUCCUACCGAUUCAGUAUAUCCAUGUCAAUGAUCGCUUGCUUUCGUGAAACCACCUAGGCAACAAUUACUGUAGGGUGACUUCGGCUCACACAGCAAAGGAAAUGGAUUCACGGGUUUUGGAGCUUUUUGGGAAUGUUACCAAAACAAAAUCGCUGGGAUUAGACUCGAGUUUGGGCAACGGCUAUGGGAUGAAGUCCAAAAAAUUAUGUUCAAAAAACAACAAAAAGGCAAAGAAUCGAGCGACUAGGAAUACGAGGUCUUGCAAAAAUCCACCAUACUUACCUCCGGAGGCUGAAGAAGGAAACAUUGAAUACAAGCUGAAGCUGGUCAACCCCACGCAGUACCGCUUCGAGCACCUGGUGACGCAGAUGAAGUGGCGGCUGCAGGAGGGACGGGGUGAGGCGGUGUAUCAGAUCGGCGUUGAGGACAACGGGCUGCUGGUUGGACUGUCGGAGGAGGACAUGAGAGCCUCGCUCAAGACCCUGCGCAGGAUGGCAGAGAAGGUUGGUGCUGACAUCACAAUUCUCAGAGAAAGAGAAGUGGACUAUGACUCGGACACCCCCAGAAAAAUUGCAGAGGUUUUAGUAAGGAAGGUUCCAGAUGACCAACAAUUUCUGGAUCUGCGUGUUGCAGUGCUAGGCAACGUCGAUUCUGGGAAGUCCACCCUGCUAGGCGUGCUGACUCAAGGUGAACUGGACAAUGGCCGAGGCCGGGCACGUCUCAACCUAUUCAGACACCUUCACGAAAUCCAGACCGGGAGGACAUCUAGCAUCAGCUUUGAGAUCUUGGGUUUCAACAGCAAAGGAGAGGUUGUUAAUUACAGUGAAUCCCGCACAGCAGAGGAGAUCUGUGAGAGCAGCUCUAAAAUGAUCACCUUUAUCGACUUGGCUGGGCACCACAAAUACCUGAAGACCACCAUCUUCGGCCUCACCAGCUACUGUCCAGACUUUGCAAUGCUAGUGGUUGGUGCCAACACCGGCAUUGCGGGCACGACCCGGGAGCACCUGGGCCUGGCGAUGGCGCUGAAGGUGCCCAUCUUCAUCGUGGUGAGCAAGGUGGACCUGUGCGCCAGGGGCACGGUGGAGCGCACCGUGCGGCAGCUGGAGCGCGUGCUCAAGCAGCCCGGCUGCAACAAGGUGCCCAUGGUGGUGUCCACCGCCGACGACGCCGUCACCGCUGCGCAGCGCUUCGCCCAGUCGCCCAGCGUCACGCCCAUCUUUACCCUGUCCAGUGUGUCGGGGGAGAGUCUGGACCUGCUCAAGGUCUUCUUCAACAUCCUGCCUCCACUCAGCAACAGCAAGGAGCAGGAGGAGCUCAUGCAGCAGCUCACCGAGUUCCAGGUGGAUGAGAUUUAUACAGUGCCAGAAGUGGGGACGGUGGUGGGAGGAACUCUCUACAGUGGGAUCUGCAGGGAGGGCGAGCGGCUGGUGGUGGGCCCCACCGACGAAGGCCAGUUCCUGGGGCUGAAGGUUUGCAGCAUCCAGAGGAACCGCUCCGCCUGCCGGGUGCUGAGGGCCGGCCAGGCCGCCACCCUGGCGCUUGGCAACUUUGACCGCUCCCUGCUUCGCAAGGGCAUGGUGAUGGUGAGCCCAGAGAUGAACCCCACUAUCUGCUGGCUGUUUGAGGCUGAGAUCGUCCUGCUCUUCCACGCCAGAACCUUCCGGAAGGGCUUCCAGGUGACGGUGCACGUGGGGAACGUGAGGCAAACGGCCACCGUGGACCGCCUGCAGGGGAAGGAGGAGCUGCGAACGGGUGAGAAAGCGGUGGUCCGCUUCAAAUUCAUCAAGCACCCAGAGUAUCUGAAAGUGGGCGCCAAGCUGCUGUUUCGAGAGGGCGUGACCAAAGGCAUCGGCCACGUCACCCACCUGCAGCCUGUCUCCCUUUAUCAGCACCACCCCUGAAGGCGAGGGGAGAGAGGAAAACGCACGGGACCCGUCCCCCCCCCACCCGGACAUCCUCGGCUCUGCCCCAGUGGCACAGGAGGGAGCUGCCAUGAUAGGUUCAGUGUCUACAUCCUUCGCUCCAACUCCAUCUCCAAAGCCUUUCUCUCUUUUAUUCCAGUCCGUUUUUAAAUACAGUUUACUGCUUUGUUUUGUACAGUUUGCGCUGCCGUCCCUGGGCUAAAAAUCUGCUUUUGCGUCCAACUGACUGAGGUUUUCAGUUUUGAAUUAAUUGCAUUUUAUCAUUUGAGGAAAAAAUAUGUUGUUCUUUGUCAAUUAUUGAUUGGGGAAAUCAUUGUCAGGCCUCUCCACGUGGCAUGUCUGUCCCUUUUGUUUGUAACGACUGUGUACAGUAACAGCCACCAGGCUUGAAGUCACCUAUUCCUCGGCUGGGUGGAGUGUCGGCAUGUUGUUGUUUUUACAUGGCAUACAGUAGCAAAAAUGUGCCCAAAACUGUCACAUCUUUUACAACCAGACAAAGCACUAUUAUUACUAUAUAUGUUAAUGUUCAGAUUAUCCAAAUAAAAGAAAUAUAUUUUACAUAACCGUACGUACUAUAUAUAAUGUUAUACACAAAGAUGUAUUUAUAUUGCACAAUUAUGAUGCAAGAAGUUGCAUACAUGAAAGUGGCAAUAAUUUGUAUGGUUAAAAGUACAUACUGUACAUUUUGACAUAUUUAAAAAAAUGUUUCUUGUCUUUUGGACAUACCUACCACAUGUUGACUCCUCAUUACAUGUUGUGCUUUACCAAACCAAAUAUCACCAUGCCAGCAGAGUCUGGAGGGGGUAGUCGUUAUGUUCUGUGGACUCAACUGCAGUGGUGGGUGUUCCUUUUUAUCCACAUCAGCAAGUUUCUCCGCAUUCGUUUUUGGAAUGUGCUUGGAAUGAGUGUUUUCUACCAGAAAAUAGCAGCGCUGUCCCAGGAAUGAUCAAUAGGCUGAAUGAUUUUGUUGGCGUGACUUGCUGGCCAGGAA
Messenger RNA from Megalops cyprinoides (Indo-Pacific tarpon), 3084 nucleotides. Its product is annotated as GTP-binding protein 2. The record is from RefSeq and is a predicted model, not a curated record. NCBI's taxonomy places the organism in Eukaryota, Metazoa, Chordata, Actinopteri, Elopiformes, Megalopidae. The transcript has 12 exons. Gene Ontology annotation, molecular function: translation elongation factor activity; GTP binding; GTPase activity. The coding region runs from base 273 to 2072 and encodes 599 amino acids. Gene Ontology annotation, biological process: translational elongation.